GCAUCAUUAGGGGUGAUUCUUUUGAGUAUGGGAGUGUUCACGUCGCUAAGCAGAAGCACAAGUUUCACUUCCAAAACCACGGCGAUGUUUUCUCUCACCCUUGCACGGCAUGGAGAGACGGAACAUAACAAAGAAAACAUCAUUCAAGGCCAGCUGGACGUCCCUCUUUCAGCCAUGGGUCUCAUGCAAGCGAGGCUGCUCGGAAAAUACCUGGAACAGCAAAAAUACACGCACGUCUUUUCCAGUGAUCUUUCCAGGGCUCGGGAGACUGCCAGGUGCAUCUUGGCUAUGAACCGCGAAACCACGUGUCCAGUAUCCGAAGACAAAAGGCUUCGUGAACGGAAAUUUGGUUCAGCAGAAGGCAAACGAUUGUCCUCACUCAAAGAAGCUGCCCGCAAUGCAAACCAGACUGUGAGCAACUACACCCCUCCAGGAGCAGAGACACUCGACCAGGUGCACCAACGAGCAGUGGAAUUUCUACAAGAGCUGUGCCACAAACUGCGCCACUCCUUACCACCGACGGGCAUCUCCGCAAAGCUGCCUCAGGAACCUGCGCCACGUCCCUGCACCGAAGAACAGGUGUCGAUAAACGAGUCCGCUACCUCGUCCGGGAGCAGCCUAGGCGACGACGAAUGCCCUGCACUAGUGGCCAACGUCCUCAUAGUCAGCCACGGCGCUUUCCUGCGGGAGAUGGUGCGGCACCUGGUGGACAACUUUGGCUGCCACGUUCCGGGAAACAGGGCCCAGACCCUGAGCCCCAACGGUGCGGUGUCGCGCUUCACCAUAGACCUAUGCGUCCAUGAGGGGUCCCGUGCGGUCUGCCACGAAUUUCACGACCGCGAGCACUUGAUGCUGCAGGGAGCAGGACAUUUGCAAACAGACGCGCUUUCUGCCGAAAAUACUGCACUAUGAAUGCUACGACACGAGUACACCUGGUGACGCAGAAAUAUUUUGAUUUCCCUACGAGUGUGGCUUCCCCCGACUCAAAAAACAUUUGUGUCGCGAGUCAGCGCACAUAAACACUUGUGUAGUGAAAGAAACAUGCGAAAAAUUAAUACUGUGUCGGUAAUUUUUACACGUUGAACUAAAUCUUUGUAGUAUUACAAAAAAAAGGCGUGCACGGGACUCGAUUUGGACUGCGUUAGCGUUAGCUAGAACGAAACUAAAUUAGUAAUUAAAAAAAACUGACACAAACGUUAUUAUUAAGAGACACGAUGAUUGUUCAUUUAAGCUUCAGUUUCAUCUGUUUACUGAUGUUCUUUUCCUUGAUCAAAACAAACGUGCCUUAGAAAGUAUAGUAGAACCAUGUUUGAGAUCUUUACUGUUUGGUAGUUAAGAUAGAACUGUAGAAGCUACAGUGGGACCUGAGGAAACUGCUAUUCCACAAGUUUUACCAUCUCAGGGGGGGAGGUCUACCUGACAAUGUGAUGCCAGUACCUAACUUCUAAUUUCUGGAGCUUGAAAAUUCCCACAUUUUGUGAUGUGCUCCGAGCACAUAUAUGUUAUAUGUGUGAUAAAGAAAAAAAGAAAGAAAAAAAAGUCUGAGUACAAAAUGGAGGACAAAAUAGCUUGCCAAACAUUCUCCAAAUAUCAUACUCCACGAAAGGACAAUAUCCUUUACUUGUAGCGAGCGUGCUUUCCUAGAAACAACACAAUUCACGCGACCAUCUGCUUGGAGUCCUAUGUGUAGCAACAUGGCAAUCCAGGCACACAAGUACCAGUACCAGUUCUGGGUACAUCGCGGGUACAUCGCGGGGACCUCGCGGAGCAAUACAGCGCCGAAAACAUAGUGCGCACAUGAAAGGCAACACUGCAGGCCUUUGGUACAGUUUGAAUGUGUUAGCUUCUUUGUUUUGGUAUGCAAUACAUACGUACUAUUAAUGUACAAGAAAAUUAGUUAAUACAUUAUUAAAAUUGCGAAGAAGCAUAGAUUCCCCCAAUUGAGUGCUCUGGGGGUCCUAGGGUGUUUACAGAUUUUAAUAAUGUAUACAGUCAAACUCCUUUACAACGAAACCCAGGGGACAGCAAAACAAAUUCGCAGUAAAGGUAUUUUCGUUAAAAAGGAUGUCCAUUAUUGGACCUAUGGGGCUCCAGCGGGACCGCAAAAAAAUUUGCUGUAGUGGUAUUUUCGUUAAAAAGGUGUUCGCUAUAAAGGAGUUUGACUGUAUAAGCAUCCCAUAUUAGCAUUUCCUUGUGUUUUCACUACCACGCGACUCAGACUGUGUAUAUUUUUUGCCUGCAUCGCCUACGUGUGAUACACCUAUACUUGGAUUUGUUCACUGGACACAAUAUGAAGUGUGGCAUAAGUAGGCAGAUAAAGUAGACACUUUACUGAUGUGUUAAGGGGACAGUCGCAUCCUUCUAUGGAACAGAUAUGAACGGAUAUCACUAGGUUUGGCUUUGGCAGGCAAUCUACUUGGCAAGUUUUUUUGGUCCGAAAAGUGCUUAGAUAUUAAUAGGGCCUGACUUUUUAGGGUUAAACCCGUAUCCGCCCGAUAUUUACCCCCCGAACGAAAACUGUAAAAUUUGGGUUUAACCCGAAUCUACCCGAAAACAACCGCGUCGCGUGGCACACUCAUAAGCGUGCAUUAAAAUAAAGUUUGAUAACAUUGCUAAACAUUAGUUCCAUGUUAAGAAAAAUUUUUAUUAAACAAAAAAAAAAAUCACCCGAAUACACCCGAAUUCCUGACGACAGAAUAUGCCGUAACGGGAUUUAACCCGAAUACACCCGAAUUUUCAAAUGAAAAAUAUCACCCGAUAUUUACCCCCCGAAUUUGGCCAAAAAUAAAACCCGAAAAAGUCAGGCCCUAGAUAUUAAUAAACAUUUUUUUUUUUUUUCUUAAAUCAGAGCUGCUCCCACAGCUGUGGAGGCUCCGGCAUCAACAAAAAUCAGCAGAGGGCAGCGCGGAGGAAUCCGCGGCAUCCCUUUUCUCGGGACUGUGCUCUGAUCGGUGGUGUAGGGAAUUAUGUUUUCCGCUGUUUUCCAGUGAGGGAAUUCCUGCAUAUUCUCAACAUCUGCCGUCUGCUCUCGUCAUGUAUCCCAUCAAACAGCAGUCAAACUAUGCCACUAUUUCACGUGGGAUUUUCGAUACCUUGUUUGGUUGUCAACGACACCAUAGAUUCGGAAUCGACUGGAACGGAUGCGACAGUCCCUUUAAACAGCAAUACCAACAAUACCAACGACAGCGUACAAUCACUGUUAUUGAUGCUACGAGUUGUUGUGCCUGUUUCAGCUCCCAAGCAUAUAGAUAAAACAUUGUCACUACUGUAGUGGAUGUUCCAAGUGCUAACACGAGCCUGUGUAUUACAUUUAAAAAAAAAAUUAUCAUCCGGGGCAAGUGUAAGUUCCUGCAUAAUUCGAACCCCAAUCAAGCAGCAAUCAUCCAGACUGCAGGGUUCCGAAAGACUUUAUUAAUGGAACACGCUCGCGUUAUCAAUUGGGCUAUCACUAAAGAUAACAUAGAAUCAAAACAACGCACGUUACAGCCUUGUGAUAUAAUGUGCCAACCUGACCGUAAUGUCAUCUUGCCUCAAGUACUUGGUGUGUAAUGAUAAUGUCUGCAAGAGCACUUGGGUGAUUGCAUAUCAAUCAGGCAAGCAACUGUUAUGGGCGGCGAUACCAGCGGAGGCACAUUGUGCAUUUCUUUUUAUGCUUAAGCACACUGUGCUGACAUUGUCUAUGCCACAUAUCAGUGCCAGAGAUGAAUUUACCUGGUUUGCUCAAAACUAGGAUGUACCACGUUUUCGUCAGACUUUUAACCUCGGCACGUGACCCUUGCACUGUCGCACAACCCCCGAAACGUUGAAACGGACAUUCAUCAGAUGUUACUGAGUCAGCAUGAGGACUCUCAUAUUUGAAUAAGUUACGAUACCUGCGCAGUUUUACUGUACUUGACAAUCCGGUGAGAGUUUUUUUUUAUUUGUUUGUUUCCCUUUGGGAAAAUGUGUACACGAGAAAGUUGAAGAUGUGAUAUUGUCGUGAUUUGUUUGGAAAGAAAAUAUACUGACACGUUUUUACUGCA
Molecule: messenger RNA, 4022 nt
Organism: Ornithodoros turicata
Lineage: Eukaryota; Metazoa; Arthropoda; Arachnida; Ixodida; Argasidae
Product: fructose-2,6-bisphosphatase TIGAR-like
Exons: 7
Coding region: 28-912 (294 amino acids)
Biological process (GO): negative regulation of glycolytic process; regulation of pentose-phosphate shunt
Cellular component (GO): cytosol
Molecular function (GO): fructose-2,6-bisphosphate 2-phosphatase activity
Source: RefSeq, a predicted model, not a curated record